ACUGCAACAUUCAGUGCAACGACGACAACAGCAACAGCAACAACAACAACAACAGCAACAAGAACCCAGACAUCAACAGUGACAACUAUAUAACAACGUUUACAACAGCAGCAAGAACAACCAGAGACAACAACCAAUUGUCAGCAGCAACAACAGCAGAAAUAAUUGCAGCACCAGCAGCAGCAGCAGCAACUUGCAACCACUUUGCAGCAACAACAGCGCGACAUGCAGCAGCAGCAGCAGCAGCAGCAACAACCGUCCAUCGAUCAGCUGCACGAGCCCACAGCUUCGACCAGCAAUACGGCAACAACUAAGCCAACAGCAACCACAUCCACAUCCACAUCCACAACGACAACGACAACGUCCGGCAGCAACUUCCACCAGCAACUGCAAGCAACAACGGCAGCCACCAUGCAACGCCUGCGAACAACCUUCACGCGAUCUCGCACUCCCACAGGUGCCGAAAUGAAGAUGCAGAACAGCCUGGAGGUGCCCAAGCAGGUGCGCUCAGCCUCCUUCGACGAGAUGCAACUGGAGUCGCAGCGUGCCAGCUCUAGUCUGCUCAAACAGCAGUCCUCAUCCUCGGCCUCGGCAGAUGAACGCUCCUCGGAGGCUGGCUUCUUGCAGGUUCCAUUGGCCGCCCAUCAGCAGAGAUCCCAUAGCUUUGACUCGGCCACUGCCUCGGCGGGCAGCGAUGAUUCGGGCACGUUUCUGGAGGUGCCCAGGCGGCUAAAGGCUCGACGCAGUUCGUCCACCAAGACACCGCCGCCGUGCAUCCAUUGUCACUAUCUGGAGGAGUACGAGCGCCGGAUGACCGCCGAGCAGCGUUACUUUAUCGAUCAUCGCGAGCUGACGGCAUUGAGCUAUAGCAAUACCAGUUCGGAGGCGAGUGAGGAUGAGGACGAAGUGGAGGGCAAUAAUGCAGAGGAAGAGGAGGAGGGCAGUGCUGCCAUAGACGAUGCCGAGGAGGAGACCACUGAGGCGGCUACCGAGGAGGCGGAUGAAGAUCCCCGCACCGAGGUGGAGUCCGAGCACGAUCACGAUCCGGACGAUGAUGCUGCCUUAGAGAUGGACAUUCGCAUUGGCAACAUGAGCCAAGGCAGCAGCAUCGAGGAGUCGCGCGCCCGUCUACCGCGACAAAUGCGUCGCCACACCAUCGGUAGCAGCUCGGUCACCUCGGCCUCCGAGGAUGAGGGCCUGGAGGGUUCGGACAAUGGUUCGCCCCAUUUUGGGAACACCUUGUUGCCACCACAGCCGGCAACGCCUUGUGGCAUCACCUUCACGCUGAGUCCCACCAAUGGCGAUUAUCCAUCACCGCCGCAUCUACCCUUGGAUCCCGGUUCGCCGCCCAUCUCGCCCUGCUCCUCCCAUUCGGGAAGAUUGCCAGCACUGGCCCCGACAAUUACCACGCCCUGCUCCUCUGCGGAUGCCGAUGAUGCUGGGGCAGCUAUGGGCUUGCCGGUGCGUGCAAGACGUCGCUCGAUUUCGCGACAGGAGGCGAUAUUCGUGGAGCCCACUGGCAACUCACUGGAGAACGUAUCCCACGAGGAGGUGGACAACAGCAACACCAAGUCAUCGGUGGACACGGCCGAUUCACUGGACGAGGCAUCGACUAUGGCUACGUGUGGCUCGCCCGGUGGCGCCGGUAGCAGUGGUGCCUCCUCCAGUCAUCAUAACGCCUUUGUGGUGCGCGAUAUUUACCUAAUGGUGCCGGAUUUGAAGCGAGAUCGCGCCGCCUCCGUGGAUUCGUGCUUCUCCAAGCUGUCGUCGAACGCCAAAACGGAGGAGUUGCAACCAAGUGCCGAUGGCUGCUUCCUCACCGUGCCGAAUAUAAAUGCAACCCGAUCGCGAUCCGUGGACAUCGUGCUACCAACCGACGAGCAGGCCAGAUACAAGGCUUUGUCCAUGACCGGAUCCACUGUCACCUACGCAGACGGGCGUACCGCUUCGGCCAGCAACUCCCGGAGACCGAUACGGAUUGUGCCCGACUGGACGGAGAAUGCCGUGCAGGGCGAGCACUACUGGAAGCCCACCUCCGCCUCCGGCGAUCUGUGCUGCCUGAAUGAGGAGUGCAUUAAAAGCGGACAGCGGAUGAAGUGCUCCGCCUGCCAACUGGUUGCGCACCACAACUGCAUUCCGUUCGUGAACGAGAAGAGCACCCUGGCCUGCAAACCCACCUACCGGGAUGUGGGCAUCCGGCAGUACCGGGAGCAGACCACCACCCACCACCACUGGGUGCACCGCAAGCUGGAGAAGGGCAAGUGCAAGCAGUGCGGCAAGUUCUUUCCUAUGAAGCAGGCGGUGCAAAGCAAGCUAUUUGGGUCGAAGGAGAUUGUGGCUUUGGCCUGUGCGUGGUGCCACGAGAUCUACCACAACAAGGAGGCCUGUUUUAACCAGGCCAAAAUCGGCGAGGAAUGUCGUCUGGGCAACUAUGCGCCCAUCAUUGUGCCGCCGUCGUGGAUUGUGAAGCUGCCGACCAAGGGCAACUUCAAGUCGUCGAUACGCGUGAGCAAUAAGAACAAUGCCGCAUCGGGAUCAGGAGGUGGUGGUGCUGGUGGUGCUGGUGGUGCUGGUGGUGCCGGAGGCGGUGGAGGUGGUGGCAAGAGCAAGAAGCAAACGCAGCGGCGGCAGAAGGGCAAGGAGGAGAAGAAGGAGCCGCGAGCGUUUAUUGUGAAGCCCAUUCCAUCGCCGGAGGUAAUCCCGGUCAUUGUGUUUAUUAAUCCCAAAUCGGGCGGCAAUCAGGGCCACAAGCUGCUGGGAAAGUUCCAGCAUCUGCUCAAUCCGCGCCAGGUCUUCGAUCUUACGCAGGGUGGCCCCAAAAUGGGCCUGGACAUGUUCCGUAAGGCGCCCAAUCUGCGGGUCCUGGCGUGCGGAGGCGACGGCACCGUCGGCUGGGUCCUAUCCGUCCUGGAUCAAAUCCAACCGCCGCUCCAGCCAGCUCCGGCUGUCGGUGUCCUGCCCCUGGGCACCGGAAAUGAUCUCGCUCGCGCUCUCGGUUGGGGAGGGUCUAUUUUCUUUCAGGGCUACACGGACGAACCGAUUGGGAAGAUAUUGCGCGAAAUUGGGAUGUCGCAGUGCGUGCUAAUGGAUCGCUGGCGGGUGAAGGUCACGCCCAACGAUGACGUCACCGAUGAUCAUGUCGAUCGCAGCAAGCCCAAUGUCCCACUGAACGUCAUCAACAACUAUUUCUCGUUCGGCGUGGACGCGCACAUCGCCCUGGAAUUUCACGAGGCACGCGAAGCGCAUCCGGAGCGCUUCAAUUCGCGCCUGCGCAACAAGAUGUACUACGGCCAGAUGGGCGGCAAGGAUCUGAUCCUGCGCCAGUACCGCAACCUCUCCCAAUGGGUGACGCUCGAGUGCGAUGGCCAGGAUUUUACCGGUAAACUGCGCGACGCCGGCUGCCAUGCCGUCCUCUUCCUCAACAUUCCCAGCUAUGGCGGUGGCACCCAUCCGUGGAACGACUCCUUUGGCGCCUCCAAGCCAUCGAUCGAUGACGGACUGAUGGAGGUGGUCGGGCUGACCACCUACCAGCUGCCCAUGCUGCAGGCUGGCAUGCAUGGCACCUGCAUUUGCCAGUGCCGCAAGGCUAGGAUCAUCACCAAGAGGACCAUUCCCAUGCAGGUGGAUGGAGAGGCAUGCCGCGUUAAGCCAUCGGUCAUCGAGAUCGAGCUGCUCAACAAGGCACUGAUGCUGUCCAAAAGGAAGCACGGACGCGGCGAUGUUCAAGUGAAUCCGCUGGAGAAGAUGCAGUUGCACAUCUUGCGCGUGACCAUGCAACAGUACGAGCAAUACCACUAUGACAAGGAGAUGCUCCGCAAGUUGGCCAAUAAGCUGGGCCAAAUCGAAAUCGAAUCGCAGUGCGAUCUGGAGCAUGUGCGCAACAUGCUCAACACCAAGUUCGAGGAAUCCAUAUCCUAUCCAAAGGUCUCGCAGGAUUGGUGCUUCAUCGACUCCUGCACCGCUGAGCACUACUUCCGGAUCGAUCGUGCCCAGGAGCAUCUGCACUACAUCUGCGACAUCGCCAUCGAUGAGCUGUACAUCCUGGACCACGAGGCGGCCACCAUGCCGCAGACGCCCGACCAGGAGCGCUCCUUUGCGGCCUUCUCGCAGCGGCAGGCACAGAACGAGAGGCGGCAAAUGGAUCAGGCCCAGGGCCGCGGCCCGGGCAGCACCGAUGAGGAUUUGCAAAUUGGCUCCAAGCCCAUAAAAGUGAUGAAGUGGAAGAGCAACAAAGAUCGUUUAUUCAGUUUCAACGAAGAUGUUUUUGGUUGUGGAUUCAGCCCUAUACUGGAGCAAACUUCCGAUGCCAUACUACUAGCAGCCCAGAGCGGCGAUCUCAAUAUGUUACGUGCACUACAUGAACAAGGAUACUCACUACAGUCAGUGAACAAGAACGGACAGACGGCGUUGCACUUCGCCUGCAAAUACAACCACAGGGACAUUGUCAAAUAUAUCAUCGCGAGCGCCACACGACGCCUCAUCAACAUGGCCGACAAGGAGCUUGGACAGACGGCGCUUCACAUUGCCGCCGAGCAGAAUCGCCGCGACAUCUGCGUGAUGCUGGUUGCCGCCGGCGCCCAUUUGGACACCCUAGACUCCGGCGGAAAUACGCCCAUGAUGGUGGCCUUCAACAAGAACGCCAACGAGAUAGCCACCUAUUUGGAAAGUAAGCAGGGGACACAGCCCGUCGACGGCUGGCUCGACGACUAGACGAGAAUCGAUACGACCAUCAGAAUCGCCGCCAGAAAGUAGAGCACCCCCCUCCAAGUAGAGCAAUCGCUAGACAAGCUUACAGCAUCAGACAUUUAAAUGAAAAAAAAAAACAAAAAAAAAACGAUAAUCACAGUACCAGAAUAUCAGUAAAUCAGUAAUCACAAAAACAAGAACGUAAUUUUAACAUUGCAAAUUUCUCCUUUCUAUGCCAACCAAACAAAAUGAAAAAACAAAACUACUACUACUACUACUACUACUACUACUACCAAAAUGGUACUACUACCAAAUGGAUAACUACCAAAAUGGAUAAUGUCUUGUAAAUAACCGAAUCGAACGAAAUCGAAUUCGUUUCAAAUCGAAAUCAAAUGAACAUUCCACAAAACUCAAACGCGUUGCCGCUUAGGUCAAGAGCGUUUUAUGCAUCUGGAGAAGCAGACACGGAUCUAAGUGGAGCAUCCAGCGGAAGCAUUCACCCUACGAAAUAAUAUUAAUGCAUAAUGAUAAUGGCUUUUUUUUUUGGCAACCAAUUUUUUUUUUUGUGUUAGCAUGUACGAGAGAAAAAUCUAAUUUAAAACUAAGCAAAGAAAAUACAUACACAGGCAGGCAGCAAAACACUCAACACAUUUAGCGCGUAAGUUGGAGAGAUCAGAAUAGAAUGGUAUGGAAUACAUUAAUUUAUUGUAAUGAAAAGCUAGCAAAGCGAUAGGCAACAUUUGUCCGAAAUUUCAAUUUUUAAUUACCUUUCGAUGGAACGAACAAAAAAGAAAAUAUAUAUAUAUAUUUAAUGCAGUGAAUGCAAACGGAAAUUCGAAAUUCAUUUGUUUCUCUUACCGAUUGAUUAACGAUAAAUGAUUAUAUUGUGAUAUCUAAAUUAAUUAACGUAUUGGACUAGAGAGCGAGAACGAGAGCAAAUAGAAAUUGAGAUUAGCAAAGGGCAUUUGCUGAAAUACAAACUGAAGCAAAAACGUUAAAAAAAAGGACAAAAAAAACCAACAAGCAAAAACACACACACACACAGAGAGACACACUAAGCAAAUAUGUAGUCUAUAUUAUAUAUAUAUUUAAUUAAAUGUACUUCUUUUGGAAUUCAAACUAGGCUAAGUGAAAACUUGAAUACUCUUGUCUAAAGAAAAACAAUGAAUGAAAACGGCAGAGCAGCAGCACGAUUAGAAGAGAGACGCACUAGACCCUAAGCGGCUAUAGCUCUCUCGCUCAGACAGAGGCACACACACACACAAACACGCAGACACACACACACACACACUCAGUCCCGAUGCACAGACUAGAAUGCACAACCCCCCAUAGAUAUACCACCCACUUGACCUUCACCCCAAAGCAAACAAACCCUCAGCGUUUCAAACCGAAAGACUUGGGCCGAUCAAUGGCGUCCACCCCCCAAAAAAACAAGGUAACCUGCCCCGGAAAAAAAGGAAAAAACAAAAAACAAUAGAUUUUAAGACGGGGCAAGGCAGCCACAAAGACUAUCUUAACUAUCCUAUAUACUAUAUACUAUAUACUAUAUUCCGAACUCCGUAACUUUAAACUUUAAACCCCUGUAACACAAAGCAACAAUGGAACAAUGAACACGAGCACUUGUGGCGUACGUAAUACGAAACACACCUAGUGUAAGCGCAUGCAUAUAUUUUAUCAGAUAAUGAGUAACUAUGGAAUAAUGGAAUACUACAAUAUUAUAUAGCCGUUAAUCAAACCAUA
Molecule: messenger RNA, 6426 nt
Organism: Drosophila yakuba
Lineage: Eukaryota; Metazoa; Arthropoda; Insecta; Diptera; Drosophilidae
Gene: rdgA
Product: eye-specific diacylglycerol kinase
Exons: 16
Coding region: 226-4710 (1494 amino acids)
Biological process (GO): diacylglycerol metabolic process; intracellular signal transduction; lipid phosphorylation
Molecular function (GO): protein binding; ATP-dependent diacylglycerol kinase activity
Source: RefSeq, a predicted model, not a curated record